Messenger RNA from Ooceraea biroi (clonal raider ant), 3663 nucleotides. RefSeq names its product Fringe glycosyltransferase (gene fng). Gene Ontology annotation, molecular function: glycosyltransferase activity. Lineage: Eukaryota; Metazoa; Arthropoda; Insecta; Hymenoptera; Formicidae. The record is from RefSeq and is a predicted model, not a curated record. Gene Ontology annotation, cellular component: membrane.
AGGGUGGCCGGCAGGUAGCCGCGCGAAGUUUGCGGAGAAAGCUCGGAGCGCUCGGAGUCACGUGACCGCGCUUGGAUUCCGAAAAGGACACCGGAGGGACACAGGUGUUUCGUCGCUCAGUCGCGUGGCACGUGGUGCGUGUAUAUGGUGUCACGCGUGUUCUCGUUCGUGGCGUGAAUACCGCGGGGGUGUAGCAUUGCGGCCGUCGAUGAGCACCAACGGUGAGCGCGCGGAUCUCGUGGAGGUGGGUCCGGGGGUAGUGUCCCCGUGCAAGACCGCUAACAACCCUUACUCGGCGCUCGCAGCGGUCGUCGUCGUUGGUGCCGGGCACGGCGCAGCCACGAUGAUGCCGCGAAGUCUGCCGACGAGACGCGGCCUGCAGGCACUAGCUCUCGUCAUCGCGACCGCCUACGCUACAAUCCUCCUGUACCAGUCUAUUGCACCGCAGUGGGUCGAGAUGAGCGUGUCGGAAGUGAACAGUCGAAGUGUGAUAGUGGAAGUGCCGGCAUCGCGCAAGAUAAUCAGCGAGGAGUCGCCGGUGACGCCGCCGGUGGCAACGGCGACUAUGGCACCGUACGCCACGAACCUUGACGACGUGUUUAUCAGCGUCAAGACUACCAAGCACUAUCAUCACUCGCGCUUACCGGCCAUCAUCGACACGUGGUUCCAGUUCGCCAAAGAUCAAACCUGGUUCUUCACCGACAGAGAUGAUCCUUACUUCCAAAAUCAAACCAACGGUCAUAUGAUCAACACGAAAUGCUCGUCUUCGCACAAUCGGCGGGCUCUUUGCUGCAAAAUGUCCGUGGAAUUCGACACAUUUCUCGAAAGCGGUCAAAAGUGGUUUUGUCACUUUGAUGACGAUAAUUACGUCAACGUGCCGCGCUUACUGAAGGUCCUGGACAAUUAUAACCCGCGCGAGGACUGGUAUCUGGGCAAGCCCUCUAUACCAGCACCCUUGGAGAUCGUGAGACAGGAUCCGCAGAAACGAUCGUACAAAGUGAGGUUCUGGUUUGCCACGGGCGGUGCCGGCUUCUGCAUCAGUCGAGCGUUGGCUUUGAAGAUGACUCCGGUUGCUGGUGGCGGAAAGUUCAUCACUGUUGGCGAUAGAAUCAGGUUGCCAGAUGACGUGACGAUGGGUUACAUCAUCGAGCAUCUUCUGCAAAAGCAACUAACGGUAGUAGAGCAAUUUCACUCACACUUGGAGCCGAUGAAGUUUCUAAACAAGGAUACUUUUCACGAGCAGAUCUCAUUUAGUUAUUCCAAAGGACCUAGGGACGAGUGGAACGUCUUGAAGAUCGACGGUUUUGACAUGAAGAACGACCCAAAGAGAUUCAAAUCCAUCCAUUGUCAUCUGUUCCCGCACGUUUCUUAUUGUCCGCAUAGAUGAUGAAGAUCGUGUCGCAGAUGUAUAUAUAAAAAGAAUCGAAGGACUGAUAUCUCAUUGUUGCGCAAAAAGAGAGAGGCAACGUAAGUCUUCAUAAAAAGAAGAAAGCAGUUUCGUUUUCUAACUAUACACAGAGAAGCUAUACCAUGUGAGGUAAGGAGUGUUAAUUGAAUCAAUAUAAUAACGUAUCUUGCAUAAAUUAUUAUUUGUUUUCAUAUACAUAUAAUGAAAAAUAGAAAAAGGAAUAAGUCACAAUAGUAAUAACGAAUUUGAUUGAAUAAACACGUUAAUAUUCUAAUAUGGAUUAAUAUUAGCGUUAUAUAUUGCGCGCGCGUAGUCACUUAUACAACAGAAGAUGAAUAAUCUUUUAAAAAUGUUAUUGCACAAAAUACUAUAGGUAUUUAUAAAAAAUUAUGUCAACUAGCUAUAGCUAUUGAUGCAUUGUUUCAACUUAUUUUAAUUUUUUUAUUUUUUAUAUGCUACAUAAAUCAGAAUAGAUAAUAAUUUUUCACGCGUUUUACAAAUCGUGUUAUUAUUUCGAUUAUGCUCCUUAUUGUAUGCGUUUUAUAGAACAAUGUCUGCGAUAUUAUUACAAAAACAUGCGAAGAGAAGUUUGACGCAAAUUCUCUCGUUACAUUGUUCUCGUUGUUACUUCUGUUUGUUUUUCGAAACGUGUACAUAAAGUUGUAUAUAAUUAUUUUUUUAUUAUUAAGUUAUAUGUAAUUGUUCUCGACUUACAUUUUCAUAGUAUUCAUGCGAUGUAAAAUAAAACCUUUUGAAAUUUAUGUAGCAGAUGUAGAAAGAGCGAGAACGUGAUGGACGAAUAUAAUUUCUAUUGUAUUAAAUAAAUAAUUGUUAUUGUUGACAAGGUUAUUUGUAAUUUAACAAAAAAUCGAAUUCACUAGCGAUCGAAGUCAUUAGUAAUAAAUGUUUAUCUAUUAUUAUCGGACAAUUACAAAUUCUGCUAUUAACUUUUUAUUUUUUUAAAGUUACGGAAAUUUUAUUCGUCUUUGUUUUGAUCUUAAUAGCGAAAUGACGAAAUGCUCAUUUACAUUUCGUAGCGAAAUCAUACUUUAUCUACGAUAAUUUCAUAUCCAUAAAAUUUUCUUUCUAAAUUGUAAGAUUAUUAUAGGCUUACGAUUUUCGCCGCAGAAUUAUAUUUGUGGCGUAAAGUCCUCUUUAAAGUUCCAUUUCUACAUAAUUAAAUACUUAUACAUGCGGAUUUCUUCGGAAUUAAGAAUAGAAAAGCGAUAAAUAGAAGAUGACAAAAUAAAAAGACGUAGCUUUUUUUUAUAACUUAUUCACUACAUGGAAGUUGUGCGAACACGCGUGUAGGUAUACAUGACAGCUGCAUCUGUGCAAUACGAUACAAGAAUUGUACAUAAGAUGUACAUAAUGAUAUAUAUUUAGCGUGAGACACACGAUUGAGUCUCUUGAUAAUUGUAAUUCGCCGACGACCUCAUUCGUCGAUGCGAAAUGGAAUUAAGCUAGUCCCUCGCAAAAUGAAACAGACAGCUGUAUAUAAUGUGAUAUUUAGUGCGUGCGAACUUGUACAUGUGUGUCUUUUUUCUGAUGUGUUUCGUCGUAGCUGUUUUCACAUAAGAAUAUUUGUAAGCAAUAAUAAAAUUGAGUACGUAUGUAAUAUCGAACGUACGAGCCAUUUACUUUCAAAGCAAUGCAAAUUUUCUAUAAAGAUUUGCUGUUAAAGAAAUUUAAAAAAUAACGUAAGAUUCAUGACCGCGAAACAAUAACAUUAAUAUACAAUAUUUGUUACGUUUAUUGAUUACUUGCCAGGAGCAAACACUUUUGGCUGCUGACAUCGACUGAUAUUUUUAUCACGGUUACUUUUUAGUGUAAAUUUAGCAUCAGAAUCUUGGUAAUACAAAAAUGCUGCAAAAAUUUUAAUAUUUAAGAAAAUAUUAAAAAUAUUAAAGAAAAAUUCUCGAAAUUUGCGCUAUUUCAAAAGCAAACGGCUUGUAACCGUUCAUCACUGCUCUGAAGAAACCAAUUUAUCAAUCAUCUGAAAGAUGAGCACAAUAUUGAUAUUAAUAAAAGUAAAAUCUCGAUAUGUGAAGCACAUGUUUUAUUAUUACAAUUAUUUGCUCAUCUGAUGAUGAACGAUGCAUUGAAUGAAUCUAUGAAGACUCCGAUGAGGUCUACGAUGUUAUCAUGUCGAUAUCUUUCUUUCUACAACGGAACGCUGAAAAUACAAGAUGUAUCAUAUCGAUAAUAGAUGUUGUGCGACAUUGUUUUGUAUAAUAGAUGACAUAUACACACUU